AUGGCGCCGGGCAGCGCGCAGGGAGCCCCGGCCGCCGAGAGGAGCGGGCCCGGGAUGGAGGGCGGAGGCCCGGCGGCGCACAGCGUGUGCAUGGUGUCGGACUUCUUCUACCCCAACAUGGGGGGCGUGGAGAGCCACGUGUACCAGCUGUCACAGUGCCUCAUCGAGCGCGGCCACAAGGUCCUGGUGGUCACCCACGCCUACGGUCACCGCAAGGGCGUCCGCUACCUCACUAGCGGGCUGAAAGUCUACUACCUGCCCCUGAAGGUGAUGUACAACCAGUCCACGGCCACGACGCUCUUCCACAGCCUGCCCUUGCUCAGAUACAUCUUCGUGCGGGAGCGGGUGACCAUCGUGCACGCCCACAGCUCCUUCUCCGCCAUGGCCCACGACGCCCUGUUCCACGCCAAGACCAUGGGGCUGCGGACCGUGUUCACGGACCACUCCCUCUUUGGGUUCGCGGAUGUCAGCUCGGUGCUGACCAACAAGCUGCUGACGGUGUCCCUGUGUGACACCAACCACAUCAUCUGCGUCUCCUACACGAGUAAGGAGAACACGGUGUUGCGAGCAGCCUUGGACCCUCGAAUAGUCUCUGUCAUCCCCAACGCUGUCGAUCCCACGGACUUCACUCCAGACCCCUCGAGGAGGGAUGACAGCACGAUAACAAUUGUUGUUGUCAGCAGACUUGUUUACAGAAAAGGUAUUGAUUUGCUUAGUGGUAUAAUUCCUGAGCUCUGUCAGAAAUAUCCAGAGUUACAUUUCUUAGUCGGAGGAGAAGGACCAAAACGAAUCAUACUGGAAGAAGUCCGGGAGAGAUACCAGCUACAUGACAGGGUACGUCUUCUAGGAGGCUUGGAACACCAGGAUGUUAGGAAUGUCUUGGUCCAGGGGCACAUUUUUCUCAACACUUCCCUUACUGAGGCCUUUUGUAUGGCUAUUGUGGAGGCAGCAAGCUGUGGUUUACAGGUGGUGAGUACAAGAGUUGGUGGGAUUCCAGAGGUACUUCCAGAAAAUCUCAUCAUUUUGUGUGAGCCCUCUGUGAAGUCUUUGUGUGAUGGACUAGAAAAAGCUAUUGCCCAGCUCAGAUCAGGAACUCUGCCAUCUCCAGAAACUGUUCAUAAUGAAGUAAAGACAUUUUAUACGUGGAGGAAUGUAGCAGAGAGAACUGAGAAAGUGUAUGACAGAGUUGCAGAUGAGGUGGUUUUACCAAUGAAGGAGCGACUUGACAGACUAAUGACUCACUGUGGCCCAGUGACUGGGUGUAUUUUUGCUUUUUUUGCUGUUCUGAACUUCCUUCUCUUGGCAUUUCUGAGGUGGAUGACUCCAGAUUCCAUUAUUGAUGUUGCAGUAGAUGCUACAGGACCUAAGGGUGCAUGGACUAAACAGUAUAUUUUUGGGAAAAAAAGAAGAGUUAAAGAAGAACUUCCAAACUCUUAA
Messenger RNA from Cinclus cinclus, 1437 nucleotides. It is a transcript of the gene PIGA, whose product is annotated as phosphatidylinositol glycan anchor biosynthesis class A. Gene Ontology annotation, molecular function: phosphatidylinositol N-acetylglucosaminyltransferase activity. Gene Ontology annotation, cellular component: glycosylphosphatidylinositol-N-acetylglucosaminyltransferase (GPI-GnT) complex. The record is from RefSeq and is a predicted model, not a curated record. The transcript has 6 exons. Lineage: Eukaryota; Metazoa; Chordata; Aves; Passeriformes; Cinclidae. The coding region runs from base 1 to 1437 and encodes 478 amino acids. Gene Ontology annotation, biological process: GPI anchor biosynthetic process.